This is a messenger RNA of Symbiodinium sp. CCMP2456, 1035 nucleotides long. The record is from the annotation of a GenBank genome assembly. Lineage: Eukaryota; Dinophyceae; Suessiales; Symbiodiniaceae.
AUGGACCCGUUGGAGCAGUGGGCACUGGCUGUGAGCUGUCAUCCAGAAGCUGGAUCUUCACAACCAGCAAGGCGAUGGUUCACUUUCUCUGCUUUCUUCGCAGUGGCGACCAUAGCUCGAGAGGCGGACUUGCAGCAGCUCGCACCGUCUGUGCUGGUGAGAUUGCUUCGAGCAGUGAGCUGUGUCGACAUCUUCCGGGAAGACAGUCAGGAGUACCGCGCUGUUUGCUUGAGCAUCGUCAAGUCCGGCUCUCGCGAUGGCGACUUCCGCAAGGCCAUGUUGAGCACGCUAUGCGAGCUGGAUGCUGCCGUGGCAGUGGGCACCUCCUUGGCAGCGAGCUCUCGGCUCCACUUCUGGCUGGGAAUGCUUUCAGAAGAGAAACUCCUCGAAGAGAUGCUGCGUGAUUCCGUCGUCCUCCGAACACUUAAGCGCAUCGCGAGAUCGGGCCACACCUUCCCUCGCCUGGCCGCGAGGGCCUUGACCUUGACCAUUCUGGCUUUGCGCGGAGGGCCGUCAGGGCCGGAAAUGCUGGAGACAGAGUGCAUUGAGUUCUGGGAGUCGAUGCUGGAAGCUGGCCUUCAGGGCUUCGAGGAGGUCGCAGCGGCAGACGAAGAGAUUUUCGAGGCCUUGCGUGGCCUCCUGGAGACGGCCCCGCAGGCCGGCGGGACUCGUGCUUUGGAUCUGCAGCGCCGCACGUUGAAAGCACUGGCCCAGCGCACCCUUUCGAGCGCUGAUGAUGGCAAAGCUCUGGGAUACUUCAAGCUUUUCUGCGCGGCAGCACGGCAUUUGGAUCCGUUGCAGCAGGGUGCAAUCUUCAAAGAUGGCCGUCUUCCUGAGCUCCUUCAAGAUCGCAAGGAUCGCAAAGAGCUGUGGCUGCGCCAUUUGGCCGCUCGCUUUCCUGAGAAGCCGCGAGAGAUGCUCGUGACCUGGCUCUUGAAACGGCAUCCGGAGGUCGCCGCGGCCUACGUCGCGGACUCCCCGGCCCUAGCCAAAGAUGCCGUGGCCGGGGGCCCCGUGCUCAGCUCGGCGCUCUGA